Molecule: messenger RNA, 2517 nt
Organism: Serendipita indica DSM 11827
Lineage: Eukaryota; Fungi; Basidiomycota; Agaricomycetes; Sebacinales; Serendipitaceae
Source: the annotation of a GenBank genome assembly
AUGUCAUUGGAGACAUCUUCAUUUUUUGAGAGUCCUGUGAAAGACGCGUCUGAACUUCCUUCCGCUCCGGCGCUGGAUGCUAGCAAUUUCUUCGGGGAUCCGGUCGAGCCAGCACUCAAGUUUCGAGACAAUCAAGAUGCAUUAACAGAUGCAACAAGUCCCAAUACUACUGCAGCCACGCCAGCUCCCAGUGACGGAUGGAUCGUAGAGGACACAGACGAACCGGAAGAUUAUGUUGCUCCUGACGGAAAUAUGCCUGAAGAGGACGCAAUAAAUGAGCCAACGGAAGAGCCCAUCUACCAACCACCCGUAAUGGCGCGAAACUUUGACGGAAAACUCGUAGUCAUACGCAAGAAGAGGAAAUCUACUCGAACGUCAGUUUCCAUUUCCGAACCGAAAGACGCCAUUUCAAAACUGGUGACCGUUCGAACUCACAAGAUUAUGGAACAACUGGCGAAAGAGACGGCUCAGCGACUCGACCUCGAAUCAGAGCCAACCACAUCCACGUCAAAGAUCAAGUCACUCGAGGUUGAGGAAACUCUAUGGACGGACAAAUACCGGCCUAGGCACUUUACUGAUCUGCUCGGCGACGAGAGGGUUCACCGUGAUACGAUGUUGUGGGUUAAAGAGUGGGAUGCUUGCGUUUUCCCGGAAAAGAUGGUUGGAAGGAGGAAGAAGCAGGCCAAAGAAGGAGAAGAGACGAAUAUCAUCGACCUCGAGAAAAAGCUCAUCCUCCUUCUCUCCGGCCCACCUGGACUGGGAAAGACGACUUUGGCCCACGUAGUAGCCCGUCAAGCGGGCUAUGCUGUCAUGGAGAUCAACGCUAGUGAUGCUCGGUCUGGUGCCACAAUAGAUGAGCGGAUACGACCAGUGCUAGAAGCAGGGACCAAGGUCGGAGGCAGUAAACCAGUGCUCGUUGUCAUCGACGAAAUUGAUGGCGCCACGGGAGGUGGAGACAAUACGAUUGGAUUCGUACAAAGGUUACUCUCGAUGACCAUUGACAAACCGAAGAAAACCCGUUCGAGAAACCAAAAAGACACGCGUAGGCCUCUUCUUCGGCCAAUCAUCUGCAUUUGCAACGACCUCUAUGCCGCCUCGUUAGCCAAACUGCGCCCGGUCUCGCGAAUUGUCCGUUUCCAGCCACCUGCGCCGGUACACCUGGUCAAGCGAUUGAAAGAAAUAUGUGAAAUGGAAGAUCUUCGUGCAGACUCGAGAAGUUUGACGGCGCUGGUCGGCGCAAGUCAAGGGGACAUGAGGGGUUGUUUGAACACGCUACAAUUGCUGAAAGCAAAACACUCCGAGAUUACAGAACCCAUCGUUCGUCGGGCGACGAUGGGCAUGAAAGAAUCAGAGGGGUCCUUCAUGGACGUUCUUACCGACAUCUUUACGCCUCUCUCGAGAUCACGCGUGAAGGAUAUGGGACUCACGUCGGAAGAGGAGCAAAAGUAUGUUCAUCGUUUGAACCGGUCAAUCGAAUCAACUGGAGCCGUGGACAAGGUGGCACUCGCGUGCUUCGAACAUUACCUUAACUAUCGCAUACACGACGCAGAUUUCAAAGCCUACGAAAAGGCUCUUCGAUGGCUAGCUACAUACGACCAUUUCACAAGUGGGAUGUGGCAAGAUAGGGAAUACUCUAUUACGCCUUAUAUCGGAUACUCACUCAUUGCAUUUCAUCCUACGUUUGCAACAAAGGGUGGGCCCAAAUUGGAGCGCCCAAAGGCGGACUGGGAAGCAUAUCAAAGGCAAAAGACUUACGAAGAAGUUUAUCGCACUCUCCAAAGAAACGUUCUCGGGGAACCUGGGAUUGGUGGAGCCAGUAAAGCGGCAGCUCGUUAUCGUCACCUCGUCGCCAAUGGAACUCUUCAACUCGAAUUUGCGCCACUCCUCAAUCGGAUCAUAUCACCGCCUCUCAAACCAGUGAACAAACAAGUGAUAAAGCCCGAAGAACGGCUGCUUAUGUCACGAGUCGUCGAAAUCAUGGUUACCCUAGACCUACAUUUUAUUCAAGAAAAGCAAGAGGAUGGAACCCUGGUAUAUCGGCUGGAUCCACCUAUCGACGCCUUUGUAACUUAUGACGAGAAACGGGCCGCAGACAUUGCCGUCUCGAGAUAUGCCACUCGACAUCUCAUCGCAGCGGAAAUCGACGCUCAGGUCAUAGAGCGACAAGCAGAGGCACUCGAGGAGACUAGUAAAUCCAAGGCAUCACACUUUUUUGGCAAAUCUGCAACAGUUGUAACAGAUGACACCGGCUCGAGCCCCGUGAAAGGGAGCCAUGAACAAGAAGCAUCGUCUCCUCUUGUCGCGAGUAGGAAGCGCAAGAGGGAGGAGCAGGAAAUGGACAUUGCUGACAAGUCUCCCGUGGACUUCUUUGGAAGAUUGAUCGCUCCGACGCAGAUACAGGCGGAUGGAUCGCAAGGUUUGGUCCCAACUCGGCCCUUCAAGGUCACCUAUAAGUAUACGGAGGGAAUGAGUGCUGCAGUUCGCAAACCUGUCAAGAUGAUAUCUCUCCUUGAUUAG